AUGUCAACCGUCCAAGCUUGUCCGGUUAACCGCAACACACCGCUUAGAUCUCCAAACUGCACCUCCAGCUUUCGAAAGAAGUGGGGAUACACAGAAGAGCUCUUUUGCGGCUUUCGUGCAGCCAGUUCUUUGCAAGCCGCCAAAAUUAAGUUCCUAGCUUGUGGCACAGGAUCCGUCAGAGUGCCCCUGGUCGCACAGUUCGACGUGGCAGGAUCUCCAGAGCUUGAAGGCCGCGUUGGAUCUCAGUGGCCGCCGCCGCGCGAGUGCAAGGACCCAUCCGGCAAGGAGGUCGGAAGCCUGAACCCCGAGUAUAACAGGUGGAUGACAUGCUGGAGUGUCCCGUGA
Messenger RNA from Symbiodinium natans, 345 nucleotides. The record is from the annotation of a GenBank genome assembly. NCBI's taxonomy places the organism in Eukaryota, Dinophyceae, Suessiales, Symbiodiniaceae.